UUUUCUCAUUUCAGAUCCAUUCCUUGUUUUUAUUUCUCGAUUUCUCUCCAACUCUGAGAUGUGUUUUGUUUUCAGAGUACUAAUCACUCGUUUACAUUAGAAUCUGUUUCGGAGAUCGGUUAGAUGGGGUUUGUUCAGAAGAUAUUAGGAAAAAUGGGUUUGUCUUUCACCAAGCUGUUUAGUCGAUUGUUUGCAAAGAAGGAGAUGCGUAUUCUUAUGGUCGGUCUCGAUGCUGCUGGUAAGACCACCAUAUUGUACAAGCUCAAACUGGGAGAGAUUGUCACUACCAUACCUACAAUUGGGUUCAACGUGGAGACUGUAGAAUACAAGAACAUCAGCUUUACAGUCUGGGAUGUUGGUGGUCAGGACAAGAUCCGGCCAUUGUGGAGACACUAUUUUCAAAAUACCCAAGGUCUCAUCUUCGUGGUUGAUAGCAAUGAUAGGGAUCGUGUGGUUGAGGCUAGGGAUGAGCUACACAGGAUGCUGAAUGAGGAUGAGCUGAGGGAUGCCGUACUUCUUGUAUUUGCUAACAAACAAGAUUUACCGAAUGCCAUGAAUGCUGCUGAGAUAACUGAUAAGCUUGGUCUUCACUCCCUCAGGCAGCGCCACUGGUAUAUCCAGAGCACAUGUGCAACUUCUGGAGAAGGGCUGUAUGAGGGUCUGGACUGGCUCUCCAAUAAUAUUGCUAGCAAGGGUUGAUGACAUGAUCUUUCAUAUCUUCUUGAGUGGAAGCUGUCAGAAAAAUUUGUGACCCAUUUUCUUUCGAGUUUGUGUUAUGUUCAUCUAACUUCCGUGAAUGAUCUGUUUGGUUUUCAGCUUAUUGUUCAUAGUACUUAUCUGUAUAAGUUUUGACCUUGGCAUGGUUAGGACAAGUGUGGCCUUUUAGUCCAUGAGUUUCUUUAAACUUUAGUUGUAUCAAGGUUCCUAUUAGUAAUGAAAUGAAGUUCAUCCAUAA
Molecule: messenger RNA, 955 nt
Organism: Daucus carota subsp. sativus
Lineage: Eukaryota; Viridiplantae; Streptophyta; Magnoliopsida; Apiales; Apiaceae
Product: ADP-ribosylation factor
Exons: 8
Coding region: 124-699 (191 amino acids)
Biological process (GO): intracellular protein transport; vesicle-mediated transport
Cellular component (GO): cytoplasm
Molecular function (GO): GTP binding; GTPase activity
Source: RefSeq, a predicted model, not a curated record